AUGCAUGGUGAUGACGACAUGGGAGACCACUAUGAUAAAAGUAGACAUGUUGUAAAAAAUCUUCACAUGGGAGACCACAAAGAACUUGGUGCAGGAACUGGAUUGUUUACUAGGAAAAUAUUGGAUCAGUUAAAGAAGGAUAUGCCAAACAUACAAUAUUUAGCAACAGAGCCAUUGAAAGAAUUUUUAUCAGUAUUGAAACAGCGCUCACCUAGUGUCGAUUCCCUUAUCUGUUCAGCCACAAAGUUACCCUUUCUCGAAAAUUCAGUACAGAAUAUUAUUUGUGCUCAAAGCUUUCACUGGUUUGCAAACAAAGAAAGUUUGACGGAAAUACAUAAAGUUCUUGUUCCUGGAGGUAGAUUAUGUUUGGUAUGGAAUGAUAAAGACUCGACAGAAAAAUGGGUAAAGAAGAUGGAAGGUGAUAUUGUAACACAGUAUUAUAAUGACGACACACCACGGAAGAAGAAUGAGACAUGGAUUAACGUGUUUGAUGAUUGUUCAUUAUUUAGAUUUGUAGAACGUCGGAUACUACCAGGUUUUAAGGGUAUGAAGGGUGACAAAGAUUUUGUGCUCAAUCAUUUCAUGUCAAUCAGUGUAAUCGCGAGGCUGGACCCUCCCAGAAAAGAGGAGGCGAUGAGAAAAUUACGAGCUGUGCUUGACGAAACAUUUACAGAUGAUGAAGAUAUAACUAUUCCUUUUAUAUCUGAUUUUUAUUGUACCGAGAAAGUUUAA
Molecule: messenger RNA, 732 nt
Organism: Ruditapes philippinarum (Manila clam)
Lineage: Eukaryota; Metazoa; Mollusca; Bivalvia; Venerida; Veneridae
Exons: 7
Coding region: 1-732 (243 amino acids)
Molecular function (GO): S-adenosylmethionine-dependent methyltransferase activity
Source: RefSeq, a predicted model, not a curated record